AUGGGUGGCGAGAGUUUGGUGGAGCAGCGGCAGGCGGAAGACAAGGCCGCCUGGGACGCCUAUUGGAAGGUCCGAGACCUCGACUCCCGAGGCACCAUCUACCCGCGGAUGCGCUACUACGUCCACAAGGCCUUCGAUAAGCCCGCCACCUGGUUCCGAGGUUCAUUUUGCUUCACUUUUGUUCAUUUUACUCAUGAAUUGAAUAGUAGCAGUAGAUUUAAAAAGUAACGAUUUUUGAAGAAAAAAGUAGCCGAAACUUGUUCUCUUUGCUUUUAGAGAUUCAGUUUUUUGUCCGCAUGGUUUUCGACAAGCCUGCCACCUGUUUUUUUUUUCAAAUCGCGGAACGAAGGAGCAUUUUUCAUUUCUUCAGUACAAAGUAAAUACAAUAUUUCGGCUCGCAAAUGUGUAAUUUUUGAGUUUGGUCUUCCAAAUGGUAUUUCUGACAAUUAGAAGACGAAAACAGACUAGUCGAACUGAAAAAAAAAGUUUUUUUUAAAAAUAAUCCAGGAAAAAAGAACUUUUGUUCAGAAACCGUCGUUGAACCGCUGAACAACAAGAACCGCCUACCUUACUAUCAUCGGCAGUUGAGCCGCGUUCCCGAGAUCGACGAAUGCGGUGUCAAUGAUAAGGUGAACAAAAACAAAAGUGAUGGAUCUUCGACUUUAUUUGCUAUGUGGAUAUUCUCCAAUUUAGAGAAGUUAUAAUUGUUUCCUGUUCCAGGCCUGCUACUUCGAGGCCAACGAACAAUAUCGUCUCGACAAGAUGGUUGACGGGUUCAUUCUUCAGGUGAAAAGCUCAGUUACCUUAAUUACUUGACUUAUUGAUCUUUAGGUCCUGAGACAACGUUUGGACCGUUGUAUGCUCUACAAUAAUCCCGACCAUUCUCCGUGUGUCAAGGUUUGUUUUUCGUCAUUUUCUUAUCUUCCCUCUUACCUCUUAAGGGACCACUUUGACAUUACCAAGUAUUUCAUUCAUUUGAACAUUUGAUGAUUACAGGGAGUCUAAGAAAAAAUUGAAAUAAAUUUUCCAAGCUUCCUGAAAAUUUUUUUUUGGGUAUCAGAACGAGUUGGAAAAAAAGGCGUUUUGAUAACCUUUUUCUAUAAGUCAAAUAAAAGACAAUUUUUUUGGGAUUUCGUUUUUGAUUUUGUACCAAAAAAAUGAUCUUUUUUUCUCAAAAAUCUUCAAUCUUUUAACGAGAAAACCCUGUAAAACAAGAAAAGCAAUCGAUACAGUAGACCUUAUCUUUUUUUUUUGCGCGUUAUUUCGCAAAUCGUGAAGAACCGUUUUCGAAUUUACGCAUCGAAGAAAUUUUCAAAUGAAAUCGACAUUUCAAGCUUCUUCUGUUUUGAAAAAUUGCUCAAAAAUAAACGAUUCUUCAAUUUUCCAGACAAGAAUAAAUUGCGAAUAACUUUGAUAGUCUUCACAUUUCUUUCACCGCUAGUUUGGACCAAUAAAGUAUGGUUUUGACGCGAAACGAGGAAUACGGUGUAGAGGAAAGGGUUGUAGACGUCUUUUAAUGGUUUUUUUUCAAGCUAGCGUCUAACCCCGUUAUUCUUCGAGUAAUAAAAUAGAAAGUGAAAAAAAUAAAGCGAUUUGGAUUGAAAGUUUUCUUGCCAGGCGAUCGAAGACGUCGAGGAGAACGAGCUGAACUUCUUCAUCAAGUACGGCGAGCUGGGCAGCGAGGCCGACGUCCGCGACGCCUACAUGAAACAGAAGCAUCGACUCGUCUGGGAACGACGUCAUCCGGAGAUCAUGGGCGAGAGAGCGCGCAAACUCGGAGAGCACAAGGCGAAGCUCACCGAGGGCGAAUUCGACUACUCGUUCUGGAAGAAGGGGAUGUUCUAUCAGGACAAGAAGAACUACGAGCCUCCCUACGAGUUCCAUCUCUCCAAGGCGACCAUGGAGGGCGACAAGCCCCUCUCCAAGGACUGGGAGUACUACAAGAAGGUAGGGAACUGGGCUCAAAAUGGUUGGAAUUGAGAGAUUUUAAGUUGGGAUUAGAUGUUGCUUGAGAUUCGAUACUUUUCAUGCAAAGUUGACUGGAAAGGAAGUUUAAGGGAAUUUUUAAGGACGGAGAGUACUACAAAAAAGGAGAAAUAAAUGUGCCAAAAAUUGGUCAUAAGUAGAACGUUGAGUUUAAAAUGCCGUUGAACACUGGAUUUUAAGUAAGGAAAAAAAUUUGUGUAGAAAAGGUUUGAAAGGGUCCGAAAACAGAGAAUUCCGAGUUGAAUUUUCAAAAGAAAACAUUGAAAUUUGCAGGUGGCCCAAGACCCGGAGUUCGACAAGGAACAGGGAAAGAAGUCGAACUUCAGCCUUUUCUAG
Messenger RNA from Caenorhabditis auriculariae, 2322 nucleotides. Lineage: Eukaryota; Metazoa; Nematoda; Chromadorea; Rhabditida; Rhabditidae. The record is from the annotation of a GenBank genome assembly.